AUGAAGGACAAGCUAGAGGGGACCAAUGCUAAAUUUAAGGCUGCCGCUGACAAGCGCUGCAUUGUGAAGUUGUUCCAAGAAAGAGACAUUGUGAUGGUUUACUUGAGGAGAGAACGUUUCCUAGUUGGUAUCUACAACAAACUGAAUCCUCUGAAGUAUGGCCCUAUAAAGUUCUGCAUAAAAUAA
Prunus armeniaca (apricot) is the source of this 186-nucleotide messenger RNA. The record is from the annotation of a GenBank genome assembly. Lineage: Eukaryota; Viridiplantae; Streptophyta; Magnoliopsida; Rosales; Rosaceae.